CCAAAAGUUUAAGUAAUCAUGCGGGUUGCUAAGGAAAUAAUUUCCGAUCUAUCCCACUUCCACUUCCUCUGUACCGGUAAUAAGCCGUGAGAUUUAUUCUGUUACCUUGUGAACUGCCUGCUCGGCUGCCUAUGAGCGUGUAGUCUCGUCGUUCACUCACAGACUAUGCCACGGCGCCAAUUGUGCGGCUAUUAGAAGCGCACCAUUCUUUGCACGACAAAACUGAAGUCCGGGCAAACCUGAGGCAUACAAGUCAUGACAGUCGCGACCGAGUAACACAUUCCGGGAGACUGUGCCGCAUGUGACAGCGGAUCUGUCACGAAACACCUGGCGAAUGUUGAACAGGCAGUAAACGAUCCCGCGGAGACGCCAUACGACCCCUGCAGCGACCAGCCGUAGCUUACUCGGCGACCCCAGCGACGUCUCCAGGCGCGGUGGACGAACGCGGCGACCGCUGUCAGACCGCUCCACGCUCGCCGUCUCUGCAGUUGACCUCCACGCUCCCGCGCCGCCGUCCUAACCAUGCUGGAGGAGGUGCUUGCCCAAGGACCUGGUCGUGCCACCGGCGCUGCUGGCAACGCUGGUGGUCGCCGCCGCGUUGCUCCUGCUCUGGCCGCGUCGGCCACCGGGCGGCCCGCCGGGACCGACACCGCUGCCAAUCGUCGGCACGCUCGCCUUCGUCGGCGCUUCGACGCGUGACGCCCUCUUCGACACGCUGCGGGCGCUUCCGCGUCGCUUCGGCAGCGUCGUCGGCUUCUACGCCGGCGGGCUCUACAACGUGUACAUGGAGGGCCUGGAGCUGAGCCAAGCCGCCAUGACGCAAGAGGCGGCCAACGGCCGGUUCGCUGGCUCAGCGCAGCUGGCCGUCUCGUUCGGCCGGCGUCGCGGCGUCAUCGUCUCCGAAGGCGCGCGCUGGAGCCGCAACUCGCGCCUCGUUCGCGCCUCGCUGCACCACAUGCUCACCUCGUCCUCCGAGCUGGAGGCGAUGAUCGGCGCCGAGGUGGCCGCGCUGGUGAGCGAGCUGCGGGCGGCCCGCGGCCCGGUGCAGGUGAAGAGCCUCUUCCGUCCGCGGUACUUGAGCCUGUGCUGGCACGUCAUUACAGGCCACAGGCUGCCGGAGGCGGAGACGCGGCGCCUGACGGCACUGUUCAGUGCCGAGAUGACCGCGCUGCAGAACCCCUGGGUCGACAACCGGCUGCUGCGCACGCUCUUCCACGAGCGCAGCGGCUUCGGCGCCGUGCUGCGCUACCGCGAUGCCGUGCGCGAGAAGUUCGCGGAGGCCGUGCGCGGCGGCGGCGGCCGGCGCGAGGGCACGUUCAUCGCACGGCUUCGUGCCAGCAAGCGGGACCCACUCUGGCGGCCCGAGACGGACGAGGACUUGGUCAUGUUCUUCUUCGAUUUCCUCAACGCCGGCUGCGAGACGACAAGCGCCUUCUGCGAGUGGGCGCUCACCUACCUGCUGCGCCACCCAGACGUACAGCAGCGGCUGCGCGCCGACGGGCCGCAUGCGCACCUGGCGCGAGCCUUCGAGGCCGAGGUACUGCGCCGCUCGUCGCUGACACCGGCCGGCGUGCCGCACCGGAGCCUGGCCGAGUUCCUGGUGGGCGGCUACCGCGUGCCGUCCGGCGCCGUGCUGCGCUACGACAUCGUCGGCACGCAGUGGAACGAGCAGCUAUGGCACGAACCGGACCGCUUCAGGCCGGAGCGUUUCUUGCGCAACGGUGUGUUCGCUUCCAGCGAGAACCUGGUGCCGUAUGGGAUCGGCCUGCGUCGCUGCACCGGCGAGGAGUACGCCCAGGCGUACCACUUCCUGAUGAUGGGCGGCCUGCUGCGCGAGUUCACCGUCGCGCUGCCGCCCGGCCGGCUGCCGCCCACGGAGGAGGCCACCAUGGGCCUCACGCGCAACUGCCUGCCGUUCGAGGCGGUCUUCACCUCACUGCCGCAGUCCUCGGCUUGA
Molecule: messenger RNA, 1957 nt
Organism: Pollicipes pollicipes
Lineage: Eukaryota; Metazoa; Arthropoda; Thecostraca; Pollicipedomorpha; Pollicipedidae
Product: farnesoate epoxidase
Exons: 3
Coding region: 785-1957 (390 amino acids)
Biological process (GO): xenobiotic metabolic process
Cellular component (GO): cytoplasm; intracellular membrane-bounded organelle
Molecular function (GO): heme binding; iron ion binding; oxidoreductase activity, acting on paired donors, with incorporation or reduction of molecular oxygen, reduced flavin or flavoprotein as one donor, and incorporation of one atom of oxygen
Source: RefSeq, a predicted model, not a curated record